CUCAGUUUGCAGAACAGGAAACAACAUCUUUGUCACAGAAGUUCUCAUAAGGAAACUUAUGAAGACUUGUAGUCCAGAACUUACUACGCCUUGAGUCAAGCUGUUCCAGAAUAGCUCCAACACUGAUCUCUACUCAGCAAUGUGGAAAAUAGCCUAGUUCAAACAUAAACAUUAAUGAUGUCCUUGGGAACUAUUCUUUAACUCUGAUCGAUGCACUUGAUACGCUAGCGUAGGUUUUGGGCAACGCUUCUGAGUUCAAGAGAGCAGUGAAGCUGGUGACUACGACAGUCUCUUUUAAUAAAGAUUCAACUGUGCAAGUCUUUGAGGCAACAAUCAGGAUUUUGGGCAGUUUGCUGUCUGCACAUAUGAUUAUAAUGGACCCUGCUCAACCCUUUGGAAACAUGACCCCAGACAAUUAUGAUGACGAAUUGCUGCACUUAGCUCGUGACUUGGCUGUGAGAUUGCUGCCAGCAUUUGAAAACACCAAAACUGGCAUUCCUCAUCCUAGGGUGAAUCUAAAGAAAGGAGUGCCUUCUACUUGCCUUAAUGAAACCUGUACUGCUGGAGCUGGCUCUCUGCUUGUGGAGUUUGGAAUCCUGAGCCGCCUCAUUGGGGAUUCUACAUUUGAGUGGGUAGCUCGCCAAGCUGUAAGAGCCCUUUGGAAACUCAGAAGUGAUGAGACUGGACUUCUAGGGAAUGUGGUAAACAUUCAGACUGGACAAUGGGUUGGAAGACAAAGUGGAUUAGGAGCAGGAAUGGACUCUUUUUAUGAGUACCUUCUGAAAUCCUACAUACUAUUUGGAGAAAAUGAAGAUCUGGAGAUGUUUAAUGCUGCUUAUGAAAGCAUUCAGAAUCAUCUGAGAAGAGGACGCGAAGCUUGUAAUGAGGGAGAGGGAGAUCCUCCGCUCUAUGUUAAUGUGAAUAUGUUUAAUGGCCAGCUAAUGAACACUUGGAUUGAUUCACUACAGGCGUUUUUCCCUGGUCUUCAGGUUUUAACAGGUGAUGUAGAAGAUGCCAUUUGUCUUCAUGCCUUUUAUUAUGCGAUAUGGAAACGCUUUGGAGCUCUUCCAGAGCGGUAUAACUGGCAGCUCCAAGCACCUGAUGUAAUGUUUUAUCCACUAAGGCCUGAAUUAGUUGAAUCCACUUAUCUGCUAUAUCAGGCAACAAAAAACCCUUUCUACUUGCAUGUGGGAAUGGAUAUCCUCCAGAGUUUGGAGAAAUACACCAAAGUCAGAUGUGGUUAUGCCACGCUUCACCAUGUGAUAGACAAGUCAAAGGAGGAUCGAAUGGAGAGCUUCUUUCUCAGUGAAACCUGUAAAUAUUUAUAUUUGCUAUUUGAUGAAGACAACCCAUUGCACAGAUCUGGGAGCAAAUAUAUUUUCACAACAGAGGGCCAUAUUUUGCCAGUAGACAAGCUUUUCAGAGAAAAGCCUUGGGAAGAUGUAUCUUCUAAAGAAGAAGAUACUGCGCAUAACUCUGGAGUGCUGGACCACAAACCUGCCAACUCCAGCAUUAACUGCAACAAAGUCCCCAGUGAGCGGAGAUAUGCACUUCCAUUAAAAGGAGUUUACAUGCAGCAGAUUGACCAGAUGGUGGGACUUCUUUAAACCAACCUCAGAAAGAACUCAUCGAUGAACUGGCAGGGACUUGUUCUUCAACUAUGCAACUUUUUAUUUUGUGUACAAAUAUAUUGACAUUUAUUUAUUAAGAUUUUUACAACUUCUCAAAAGAUUUCUAGACAUGUAAUUUCAUCUCUAAUAGUGAUAUUACAUUUUAUACCUUUGCUUUUAUGCAGGGGUGAUUUUUUUGUUUGAAUAAGUAAUUUUUGAUGUCUAGUGUCUUCUGUGAAGGCAUAGGAUUAAUUGUUUGACUACAGGGCUCUUCCAGAAAGUAUAAAACGCAAGAAGGCUUAUACUCCGCAUUUAAGUGAGUUUGAAUAUUUGUGUAAUUUACCCUAAAAUGUUUAAUGAUUUAAAAUAAGUUUCAGAAUGCAUAGCUAUACUAAUGCAAGUGUAGCACUUGCAUGGGAGCCAUGAAAUGGUGACUGUCUGGCCUAUGAAAGACCGUUCACACGUUCUUGGGUAUUUUUCCAGGAGUCCAGUCUUUGGUGCAGGGGAUCCAAAUAUCAGGGUGAAAGUGUAUUCUCUAGAUUUGCCUAAUGUGCCUUGUGCUUUC
This is a messenger RNA of Rhincodon typus (whale shark), 2175 nucleotides long. It is a transcript of the gene edem1, whose product is annotated as ER degradation enhancer, mannosidase alpha-like 1. Bases 366 to 1607 code for a protein of 413 amino acids. Gene Ontology annotation, biological process: carbohydrate metabolic process; endoplasmic reticulum mannose trimming; mannose trimming involved in glycoprotein ERAD pathway. The transcript has 12 exons. Gene Ontology annotation, molecular function: mannosyl-oligosaccharide 1,2-alpha-mannosidase activity; calcium ion binding. NCBI's taxonomy places the organism in Eukaryota, Metazoa, Chordata, Chondrichthyes, Orectolobiformes, Rhincodontidae. Gene Ontology annotation, cellular component: membrane; endoplasmic reticulum. The record is from RefSeq and is a predicted model, not a curated record.